UGCUUCUACCAUGUAAUUUUCUUCAGAUUGACGCUUAUGUUGGUAUGGUUAGUGAUCUUGCCUUUUCACAUCCCAACAGACAACUUGCAUCAUAACUUCUGGAAAGGACAAACUAUUAAGGGGUGGGAUGCUAUCACUAGAAAUAAGCUGUGCAUGUUUGUAGGGCAUGAAGCACUAGUUUACUCCAUGUUCCCUCAUCAUUAGGAAAACAUUCAGUUCAAGUUGGCUUAGAUGCCUUCGUCUUGUAUGUUGCUAUGGCAUUUCGGAUGAGGGAAUGAGUGAAGUGGCUGCAAAACUUCCAUUAUUGGAGGAGCUGGACAUUACACUAGGUCCAUUGUCAAAAGAAUCUCUAGAAGCUGUGGGGUGCUGUUGUCCUCUUUUGAAAUCAAUCAAAUGGAAUCAGCAGUGGUAUGCUGCAUAUGGACUUUCUCAGAUAAAGUGUAAUGAGGAGGCAGUUGCUAUUGCAAAGAACAUGCCUGAAUUACGCCACCUCCAGAUUAUUGGAAAUAAGCUGGUGAAUGAUGGCUUGCUGGCCAGACAUGAUGGUUGUCCUCAGCUCGAAUCACUUGACCUAAGGAAAUGUUUCCAUGUCACUCUGUCAGGAAAUUUGGGAAAAUAUGCUCAACGGAUUAAAGUCUUGCGGCAUCCCGAUGAUUCAACUGAUAACUAUGAAUUUGUUGCUGAUGAUGGAUCUUUUGAUGAAGGCUCGGAUAUUGUUUAUUCCUUAGAUUCCACUGUUGGUGAUGAAUUCUUUGAUGACAUUCAUGAUCAUGGAUCUUUUGAUGAUGAUGAUGACACGGACUACGAUCCCACCAACUCCUACUAAUGAUUUAGGAGAUUUUUAUUUUGACUAGUCCUUUUGUAUAGUGUAUCUUAACAAAAUGACUUUUGUGCUGUACAUAUUUU
Messenger RNA from Quercus robur (English oak), 906 nucleotides. Its product is annotated as putative F-box/LRR-repeat protein 23. NCBI's taxonomy places the organism in Eukaryota, Viridiplantae, Streptophyta, Magnoliopsida, Fagales, Fagaceae. The transcript is spliced from 3 exons. The record is from RefSeq and is a predicted model, not a curated record. The coding region runs from base 275 to 826 and encodes 183 amino acids.